AUGGCGUCGUCGUAUUGGAAAAGUUCGCAAUUUGACCAAUGGUUAUUCGAUCGUCAAGAAUUGUUAUCUGUUCGUUUACGCGACAUCGCAUCGUGGCCAAUAAAUCCAAAUUCUUCUCCAAUCACGGAAGAUGAUUAUUUGAAAAUCUUAAUUUUCUAUUCGAAUAUCAUUCAAAACAUCGGAGAACAAUAUAAAGUUCGUCAACAGGUCAUUGCAACAGGAAUUGUUUAUUUAAAACGAUUUUACGCUCGAUAUGCAUUGAAGAGUAUUGAUCCUUGGCUUCUUUGUCCAACUUGUUUAUUUCUUGCAGCGAAAGUCGAAGAAUUUUCAACAUUAAGUCAUCCAAGAGUUUGUAAUGCCGCUGCAACAACUUACAAAAAAUACGCUCAUCUACUUGGUGGUCCAAAUGAAUAUCCUUAUCAAAUCAAACAUAUUCUCGAAUGUGAAUUCUAUUUACUUGAAAUAAUGGAUUGUUGUUUAAUUGUUUAUCAUCCCUAUCGUUCCUUGGACAUGUACACACGAGAAUUUCAAGUCGAUCAACAAUUAUUCGAAGCUGCAUGGCGUAUCAUCAAUGAUUCAUUAAAAACCGAUGCACCAUUAUUAUAUCCUCCAUAUGAAAUCGCUUUAGCUUGUUUGUUACUUGCCGCGACAUAUCGCGAUAAAAUGCCUCUGUUAAAACAAUAUAUGAUCGAUGCUCAAAUCGAUGUGGAAAGAGUUUAUGAAGUUGUNAAGUACAAAAUUUAUCUGGACUUGAAAUGUUAG
Molecule: messenger RNA, 762 nt
Organism: Adineta ricciae
Lineage: Eukaryota; Metazoa; Rotifera; Eurotatoria; Adinetida; Adinetidae
Source: the annotation of a GenBank genome assembly